This is a messenger RNA of Nannospalax galili (Upper Galilee mountains blind mole rat), 420 nucleotides long. Its product is annotated as cGMP-specific 3',5'-cyclic phosphodiesterase-like. The record is from RefSeq and is a predicted model, not a curated record. The annotation marks the transcript as partial. The transcript has 5 exons. NCBI's taxonomy places the organism in Eukaryota, Metazoa, Chordata, Mammalia, Rodentia, Spalacidae.
AUGAAUGUGACAGAUGAGAGAUACCUUAAGGACCACAUUGUGUCCUCCUCGGUCAUCUCCAUCGAGGUCCUUAUCUCCAACUACAUCACACUAGUGGUAAAUCAGGUCCAAGAAUAUGGGGUUGUUGGUGUAGCCCAGGCCAUCAACAAGAAAUCAGAAAAUGGUGGGACAUUCACUGGAAAAGAUGAAAAGGACUUUGCUGCUUAUUUGGCAUUUUGUGAUAUUGUUCUUCACAAAGCUCAACUCUAUGAAACGUCACUGCUGGAGAACAAAAGAAAUCAGGUGUUACUUGACCUUGCCAGCUUAAUUUUUGAAGAACAGCAGUCACUAGAAGUAAUUCUGAAGAAAAUUGCCACCACCAUCAUCUCCUUCAUGCAGGUGCAGAGGUGCACCAUUUUCAUCGUGGAUGAGGACUGCUCC